Messenger RNA from Thalassophryne amazonica, 4892 nucleotides. It is a transcript of the gene sos2, whose product is annotated as son of sevenless homolog 2 (Drosophila). The transcript is spliced from 23 exons. Gene Ontology annotation, molecular function: protein heterodimerization activity; guanyl-nucleotide exchange factor activity. Bases 743 to 4741 code for a protein of 1332 amino acids. Lineage: Eukaryota; Metazoa; Chordata; Actinopteri; Batrachoidiformes; Batrachoididae. The record is from RefSeq and is a predicted model, not a curated record. Gene Ontology annotation, biological process: Ras protein signal transduction; positive regulation of GTPase activity. Gene Ontology annotation, cellular component: plasma membrane.
ACGGAGUUAAACAUCUUGGACUUGACCAAAAAAAACAAAAAAACAAAACACACACACCUCGGCUGUUCGAUGAGCUUCGGGCUGUUCUGUGAUUGGGAUUUGCCUUGGAUUUUUACCGCUUAUCGGCGUGGAGAAGAUGACGAAAUGUGAAGCAAACAGCGCCAGAGAAAGUGUGCCUUGUUUGGAGCCGAACGGGUGUGUGUGCCACAACAUAAAAGUCUGAGGAGGCCAGCAGCAGCAGCAGCAGCAGCCUAUAGCGCCACUUAGCUAGUCGGCUAACGUUACAGGUGUUCAGAGAGCGGACAACCAAAUGUAGCUGUAGUUAGCUGGAAACAGGUUGGGCUCCCAUGCUGUGACUCUUCAGUGAAGUAAAUGUGCCUGAUAUUAGCUUUUUUUUACUCGACGCCAAGUAGCACGUCUAACACUUAGUAACAUUGUUGUUAGCCAGUUAGCUUUUGCGUAGCCGCUGUCCCGUGUUUACAGUAGCGGGCUAGUCUCUGUCAAGCUAGCGAGUUAACUUUACAUGUGCUUUUUUCGUCCCUUCUAUGUAGCUUAUUCGCUGUUUAAUCUGACACGACCCCAGAUUGCAAGUCAGGUUUCGUGAUACUUUUCAUAUUUGCAAGCGAGCCACUUUGACUUUUCCACGGUGCCUGCUCUGGACUGACCCACCCACAAGGACUCUCUAUCCGGGGCCGAUGCUGACAGAUCAGCCUGGAUCACGGCAACAGGAGCCGCUACAGCAAUGCAGCCCCAGCAAAUAUACGACUUUUCAAGUGACGAAAACAGUCACAAAUGGAGAGGCCUCUUCGUGCAAGCUUUACGAAAGGUACAAAAGCAGGUCCACCCGAACCUCUUGGCGAAGGAGGAUGCGCUCCAGCACAUUGAGGAGCUGAUCCUGCAGCUGCUCAAUAUACUGUGUGUGGCCCAGCCUCGUUCUGUGCAGGAUGUUGAGGAACGUGUACAGAAAACUUUUCCACACCCAAUAGAUAAGUGGGCCAUUGCUGAUGCCCAGUCAGCUAUUGAGAAACGCAAGAGGAGGAAUCCCUUACUUCUCCCUGUAGACAAGAUACACCCUUUGCUUAAGGAGGUUUUGGGUUAUAAAGUGGACUACCAUGUUUCCCUGUAUAUUGUAGCAGUGCUUGAAUACAUAUCAGCAGACAUACUGAAACUGGCAGGCAACUAUGUUGGCAACAUUCGGCACUAUGAAAUCAGCCAGCAGGACAUCAAGGUGUCAAUGUGCGCUGACAAAGUUUUGAUGGACAUGUUUGACCAGGAGGAGGACAUUGGCCUCAUGUCACAAUGUACAGAGGAGCCAUCAUCCUCUGGGGAGCUCACGUACGAUGAUCUGGUGAGGCUUGAAAUUGCAGAAGAGCGCCAGUACCUUCGAGAGCUAGACCUCAUUAUCAAAGUGUUCCGCCAUCACUUCCUCUCCAACUCCAAAAUCUUCAUACCUCAGGAUGUGGAGGUGAUCUUCAGCAACAUCCUGGACAUCCAUGAGCUGACUGUGAAGCUGCUUGGACUGAUCGAGGAUGCUGUGGAGAUGACCGCUGACGGCAGUCCUCAUCCACUGGUUGGCAGCUGCUUUGAAGAUCUUGCAGAGGAGCAGGCGUUUGACCCGUAUGAAACCCUUUCUCAGGAUAUCCUCAGCAGGGAGUUCCAUGAGCACUUCAACAACUUGAUGUCUCGACCAACUGUUGGCCUUUACUUCCAGUCAGUUGCAGAAGGCUUCAAAGAAGCAGUCCAGUAUGUCCUUCCCCAGCUGAUGAUGGUCCCAGUCUACCACUGUAUGCACUACUUUGAGCUGCUACAGCAACUGCAGGAGCGCAGUGAGGACCAAGAUGACAGAGAAUGUCUGAAGCAGGCAAUCACAGCACUGCUUAACCUUCAGUGUAGCGUGGAACGCAUCUAUGCCAAGCACCAGCCUCGUCGUAAGCCCGGCGAGCCCAUGUACCGCCUGUACAGCAGGCAAGUCCGUAGCAAGCAACUAGCCAUCAAACGCAUGAGCGAGAUCCAGAAAAGCAUCGAUGGCUGGGAGGGAAAAGAUAUCGGUCAGUGCUGCAGCGAGUUCAUUCUGGAAGGGCCACUAUUACGAGCGGGCGCCAAGCAUGAACGACACAACUUCCUCUUUGAUGGCCUGAUGAUCAGCUGCAAAGCCAAUCAAAGUUCACGCCUCACGGGGUCGGGGAGUGGGGCAGAGUACCGUCUGAAGGAAAAGUUUGUGCUGAGAAAGAUUCGCAUUGUGGACCGUGAUGACUCUCUGGAGUUCAGGCAUGCCUUUGAUCUGAUUGGCAAGGAUGAAAACUGCGCAGUGUUUUGUGCACGUUCUGCAGAAGAGAAAGCAGCGUGGAUGGCAGCGCUGGUCACUCUGCAGUAUCGCUCUACAUUGGAUCGCAUGUUAGAUACAGUACUGCACAAUGAGGAACGGACCCAUCCUCUAAGACUGCCUUCCCCAGAUAUUUACCGCUUUGCUGAGCAGGACUCUGAAGAAAAUAUAGUGUUUGAGGAUAAAGUGCAGAGUAAAACGGGAAUCCCCAUCCUUAAGGCCGGCACCGUAGUCAAACUCAUAGAGAGGCUCACCUACCAUAUGUAUGCUGAUCCCAACUUUGUACGGACAUUUCUUACCACAUACCGAUCCUUCUGCAAACCACAGGAGCUCCUAAGCCUUCUGAUAGACAGGAUUGAGAUACCAGAGCCAGAGCCAACAGACGAAGACCAACAGGCCCUCUGGAAUGGGGAUCAACUGAUGGCAGCAGAACUCCAGAGAUUCCGGAAGGAAUAUGUGCAGCCAGUUCAACUCAGGGUUCUCAAUGUUUUCCGUCAAUGGGUGGAACAUCAUUUCUACGAUUUUGAGAAUGAUCCAGAGUUAAGAAGUCGAUUAGAGGAGUACAUUACCAGCAAAAUUCAACUCCGAGGGAAGUCCAUGAAAAAGUGGGUGGAGUCCAUCAAUAAGAUCAUUAAGAGGAAGCUGCAGACACAGUCUAAUGGCGUCAGUCACAACAUUACCUUUGAGAGCCCACCUCCUCUCAUUGAAUGGCACAUCAGCAAGGCGGGCCAAGUGGACACCUUUGACCUUAUGACCCUUCACCCCAUAGAAAUUGCCCGACAGCUGACUUUGCUUGAAUCAGAACUCUACAGAGCUGUCCGACCAUCUGAGCUAGUUGGCAGUGUUUGGACCAAAGAAGACAAAGAGAAGAACUCGCCCAACUUGCUUCGCAUGAUCCGCCACACCACCAACCUCACACUGUGGUUUGAAAAGUGUAUCGUAGAAGCAGAGAACCUGGAGGAGCGGGUGGCAGUGUUCACACGGAUCAUUGAGAUUCUGCAGGUUUUCCAGGAACUCAACAACUUCAAUGGUGUGCUAGAGGUGGUUAGUGCCAUCAACUCUGUCCCAGUCUACAGGCUUGACCACACCUUUGAGGCAGUACCAGAGAGAAAAAAGAAAAUCUUGGAAGAAGCUGUAGAACUGAGCCAGGACCAUUUUAAGAAAUACUUGGCUAAACUCAAGUCAAUAAACCCACCCUGUGUGCCUUUUUUUGGUAUAUACUUAACGAACAUCCUGAAGACUGAGGAAGGCAACCCAGAUUUCCUCAGUCGUGACGGCAAGGAGCUGAUUAACUUUAGCAAGAGGAGGAAAGUGGCUGAAAUCACAGGAGAGAUCCAGCAGUAUCAGAACCAGCCUUAUUGUCUAAAGGUGGAGCAUGACAUCAGGAGGUUCUUUGAGAACCUGAACCCGAUGGGCAACAUGACUGAGAAGCAGUUUUCUGACUACCUGUUCAACAAGUCUCAGGAUAUCGAGCCAAGGAACUGCAAGCAGCCUCCCCGAUUUGCCAGGAAGACCAUUUACACUCUCAAAUCCCCGGGGAUCCGGCCUGUGCGCAUGUCUACCUCGGGUACCAUGAAGGGCCAUCCUGUCCCCCUAGAGCGGGAGCCCCCCCAUAAAAUAACUUUCCGGAGUAUCGCUGAGACUGAGCCGGAGACGCCAGCAUCUGCCUCGGUGCCCACGUCUCCAAACACGCCCACCCCUCCACAGUCGGCGUCUUCCGACCUCAGCUCAGUUUUCGCGGAACACGACCUCAGCAGCUCCUACAGCGGCAAUAACUCCAUAUUUGCUCCUGUUGUCCUGCCGCAUUCAAAGCACCAGUCUGCCUCAUGUGGCAGCCUCCACCAGCUUGGAGAGGAGCCACUGAAGCCGCCACCUCUGCCACCACGGAGAAAGGACACAACGUCUGAAGCCAAACUGAGUUCCAGGUCUGACAGCCCCCCAGCCAUCCCUCCAAGGCUGCCCCCUCCUCUGCCAAGGAACCAGCCUCGACCGCCAGUCUACAACGGCCCGAGCGAUGGCCCCCUGCCGAGCCCACCGCCUCCACCUCCCCGUGACCCUCUGCCUGACACACCACCGCCUGUGCCGCAGCGCCCCCCCGAGAUCUUCAUCAACUACCCGCUCAACCUGCAGCCAUCUCCUGUGGGCCGCUACCACUGGGACUUUGGCAGCUCUCCGAGCUCGCCUAACACCCCGCCCAGUACGCCAUCGCCCCGAAUUCCCAGGCGUAGCUGCCCACUCAGUGCCAGCCAAAACAGUCUGUACCCAUUGCCUAUACCCAUCACAGCGCCACCUGUCCCACCCCGCCAUAACUCCAGCCCACAGCUCCCUAAACUCCCACCAAAGACAUAUAAAAGGGACCUGUCGCAGCCCCCGUUACAAGGCCUCUCAUUGGUGGAAAACACAGACAGUAGUCACUGAGUCAGCCUCGUCCUCACCUUCUUUUUUUUGUUUGUUUUUGUACACAAAUGCAAACUGCAGCCUGUGUUCCGCAAACUAUGAGCUCGCUGAGCAAAUACAGUGGAUAGUCAUGAUCAAUGCUACUGAUCAGAAACAACACUUCUGUCACAGC